Messenger RNA from Aplysia californica (California sea hare), 1555 nucleotides. Its product is annotated as ankyrin repeat and protein kinase domain-containing protein 1. Gene Ontology annotation, molecular function: protein binding. The transcript has 7 exons. Lineage: Eukaryota; Metazoa; Mollusca; Gastropoda; Aplysiida; Aplysiidae. The record is from RefSeq and is a predicted model, not a curated record. The coding region runs from base 310 to 1095 and encodes 261 amino acids.
CCCUUCCUUAAAGAAAAAGUAAAUGAAAAAAUGAAUUAUCAUCAUGAAGUGCUAGAUAUCCAGAUCUAGAUCUACGACAGCCGUCCGUGACUAUGGUUCACCAUUUGUUUCUUUGCUCGAAUGCUCUAAAAAAAAACGACGAGGUAGGGGUAGACCCAUGGCAUCAACUAUAUACUUUGCAUCUUUGAUAAGAAUUCAUCAAGUCGAACAAAAAAACCCAACAUGAAAUGGAUUUUCUACGAAUUCAAUUUCAUUUCAAACCGGAUGUCUCUCGAUGGAACUUCAUGAAAGAUUUAUUGAAGAGAAACAAUGUCAACACAAGAGCAAGAGUUGCACAUCACUGUGCGAGCAAAUGACCAAGAAAAAGUGGAGACGCUCCUAGCCUCUGGGGUAUCAAUCAAUUGUUUGUUCUAUGGAUGGACUCCCUUCCAGCUUGCUAUUGAAAAUCAUUUAGAGAAUAUGGCAGUAUAUCUGAUUGAAAAAGGCUGUGAUUUCCUCUUCCAUGACAAACACAACAAUACUCCAUUUGAAGCAGCUGUGAAAAACAACCUGUGGAAGGUUGUUGCAGCGUUGCUUGACGAAGGUGUGGACGGGAAUCAGGUCUUGUCAACUGGAGACUCUGCUCUCUGUUUUGCUGUGGAGCUUGGAUCUUUUGAUCUGGUCAAUGUCUUUCUUAAAGGUAGUGUCAAUCCAGAUGGUGUCAAUAAAAGGAAGGAAUCUGCACUGUACAUUGCAUGUCAAGAGGGAGAGACAGCAAUUGCCAAAGCUUUGAUUCAGUCAGGUGCAAAUGUCAACUGUGUUCAUGAAGAGAACAGCAAAUUUACCCCACUCAUCACAGCAGUGGCUGGGGACCAUGAAGAUAUUGUCAAAAUUCUUGUACAGGCUAAGUGUGACCUUGACCUUCAGGACUCAGAUGGAUGGACAGCCCUAUGGCAUGCAUUCGGCAACAGCAAUGAAGAUAUCUGCACUAUUCUACUCAAGGCUGGGGCCAGCAUGGGCGUCACCAAUAGUGACGGGAAAACUGUGGUGCAGGAAGCUAACGAAAAUGAAGAUGAUGAAUUCAUAGAACUCUUCAGUAAAUUCAAAGUUCAAUAAUAAUAAUAAUAUUUUAAUUAGAUUUUAAAGAAUAAAGUAAAGCUCCUGUUUUUAAAAUGCUUGAUCCAGGGUCACCAUGGAGGUCAAGGUGUGGAUGCAGCUUGUCUUACAGUAAUUGACUUAAUGUGAAAAGACAUAGACCUGGGGGGUAAAUACUUUAUUUUAUGCUUUAAAAAAAUUAUGAUUCAUUUUAUUCCUUCUAGAUCUACUUUAUUAAAUUUUAAAAGUUCUAUGGAUGAAAUUUUCAUCAAGAUUUUAUGUUAUAUAUAUAUGACUAAUGCCGUGUAAAGUGCAAACCCUUAUUUUUGUGUGUAUCCCUCGAUUUAUCUGCAGCAAUGCUUGUCUUUUUUAGGUGUAAAAAGAAUAAUAAUAAUGAUAAUGAUAACAAAAAUAGUUUGUCUGUCAAUAUCUGAAAGUGACAAUUGCUUCUGCAGAGGAGAAAUAUAUACCUCCAGAGAAA